GGGAGAGGAAUGAAGCGGAAAGCGGACGGGGAGCCGGGCGCAACGGAGUAGUGAACGCAACUGAGGGUCGGGCCGUCAUGGUAGCAAGGCUGUCGGAUUCAAUCAGGCAGGAACAGUAGUGGCUGACGGGAGGAGACCUAAGCCAGCGUUGUGCUAGUUGCAAGGCAGUAGGCAUAGUUUGCUUAACCCAUGGGACGCCCGUUGUGCUUAGCACCAAAGCAUAUAUCGGCUAGAUAAGUAUCGUAAAGCUUAAAUGCCGGGUUGUGGUUCCACUGCUGCAAAAUAAAUGCCGUGCUUGCAUGGCGCGCCUCGUUGUAACGACUCUUCCCCGUCUUUUAUCUGUGAUCUCCACCGCUAGAUGCUCUGUCAUAUAGUUAAUAUUGACCAGGAUAUCUAACAGAAGCCUUGUGAAGAAAACCCUUUUCGUGCAACUCUGUUUAUAAUUGGUGAUGACCAGAGCACUACUAGCGUGCGCAGCCCCGUAGAAUAUCUAUACAGCAAACAUUAACUGGGGACACCUCACGGCCUUUGGCAAAGGCGGAGCGGCAGCUGUUGUGGUAGACGCGCGUGCUCAAUUGUGCACGCGGUCAGCUACCCUUUUGCUCCAAACCUGGAGUGGUAAACAUAAAACAAAACAUAUUUGUGGUCUAUAGCUGCUCAUCCUUAAAUUCAGUCAACCGCUUGGUCAAGAGACCACGUGCAUUGGACAAGCUGUUGUGAGGGCGGCGCCGGGCGUGCCCUCCGGGCACUUCGGCGCGAUGCUAGCCAUGGCACCCGAUCCUGAACCACUUCUGUCCUCAUACGUCUUCAAUUACACGCACCGGCCACGGCGUGAUAAAGGAUGGGCGUUGGCUUAUUCCCUUCUGCUGCUCCUGACGCUCGGAUGGGCGCUUAUUAGCUUAAUACUUAGGCCAGAGCUGGCCUCCAUCCUGUCCGGAGGCUACCUGGACGACCCCGCCCACUGCCCCCAGACCCUGGACCUGCCCCUCAACCUCAACCUUCCCUCGCACCAGCCGCAUGACCUGCAGCAGCUCACGGCAUCCUCCGCCUCCUCCGCUUCAACAUCUUCACCGCACCACCAGCAAAGCACCAUGGCCGCCUUCCUAACCUGCGCUGGCGCAUCCGCACGGGAAUACCUCUUCCCCGCCGCCCUACGCCACCCCUACCUCCCUCCCCACCCCGACCCCCACCACCUGCCAAGCGGGCUAGUCAACACCUCCAACCCCGCCUCAGUCUCCGCUUCCCCCACCUCAGCCUCCUCCACUGCCGUCCACCGCCGGCUCCGGGCCUCGGAGCAGUGGACCGCUGGUGGGGUCAUGAGCGCUGAUCUCCGCGGCGAGGACACCACCACCGCAGCUGCAGCAGCGACCGCGGAGGGCUCGGCAGUAGCAGCGUCACGUGCAGGCGCAGAUGCAUCGGCAGUGAAGAAGAGGGCAGCUGCCGCUGCAGCAGCCGCUGCUGCAGCCGCAGAGGCGGCAGCAGAGGAGGCCGCAGCAGCGGCGGCCGCUGCUGCUGACGCAGCCGCCGGCGCCGUACCGCGUGCCUUGCUGCAGUACGGCGGUUGGCUGCUGCUGGCUAGCCUGGUAGCUGCGGUGGCGGUUGCGGGGCUGUUCCUGGUAGCGUUGCGGGUGCGGCCCGGGUCGCUGGUGCUGCUGGCGUGCGGGCUGCAGGUGGCGGCGCCGCUGGGCUCAGCGGUGGUGGCCAGCAGAGCGGGCAACAGCACCCUUGCUCUGCUGCUGCUGCUAGUCGCCGCCGCACUCGCCAUCUCCCUCUUCUGCGCCCGCGACGCCCUCGUCCUCGUCUCCCGCCUGCUGGCCCUGGCCGCCGCCGCCCUGCGCGACAACCCCGCCCUCCUCGCCCUCGUUGCCGCGCUGAAGCUCGCCCUCGCCGCCGCCACCGCCGUACUCCUCACCGCCGCCGCCGUCAUCACCGCCGCCGGCGACGUGGUGCCCAACCCCCUCCGCGGCGCCGGCAACCCCGCCUGCACCACCCCCCAGGGCCGCCCCGUCACCUGCUGCGCGCUGGCGCCCUCCGCCUGGCUGCCCGCCGCCCUGCCCGCCGCCGCCCUAGCGCUGGUGUGGACGGUGCUGCUGCUGUGGGAGGUCAAGGUGUAUGUGGUGGGCGGGGUGGUGGCGCAGUGGUACUUCGCACCCG
Astrephomene gubernaculifera is the source of this 2154-nucleotide messenger RNA. The record is from the annotation of a GenBank genome assembly. NCBI's taxonomy places the organism in Eukaryota, Viridiplantae, Chlorophyta, Chlorophyceae, Chlamydomonadales, Astrephomenaceae.